AUGGGUGUUGGAAUGGGUGUUGCAAUGAUGAUGCAACAAGCUGGAGCGCUGGUUGGAGCUGCGCCUCCACCGCCAGAUGCAGCUGAAAUUCAGUCUCAAAUACGCAAAGCAAAGGCCGAAGGACGUACUGUUACUAUGGUCAACGGCGCACUAUACUUUGAUUACCAAUUGGUUGCUCGCAUUCCUCCACAUUAUGAUAUUCGACUGUAA
Messenger RNA from Caenorhabditis briggsae, 210 nucleotides. The record is from RefSeq and is a predicted model, not a curated record. The transcript has 2 exons. NCBI's taxonomy places the organism in Eukaryota, Metazoa, Nematoda, Chromadorea, Rhabditida, Rhabditidae. Bases 1 to 210 code for a protein of 69 amino acids.